GCCAAACGUAUUGUCACACUUUGACUAUUAGAUUCAUUCGAGACGAUUGUUUUCCUAAAGUAAAUCCUUCGAAAUGAAUUGUCGAAUCAACUUACUACUUGCAUUAAGUGUGCAAUUCGUGUGUCUCGUUUCUGUUCUGGAAGCCUAUUCAAAUGGAGAUCUGACUGCCGCCUGCUCCACCAUGGCUCCCGUGCACGACGGGACUGCUCCUAGUACCGAUCCUUGCCCUUAUGAAACGGUCCCAUCACAGACGACGAUCAUUCAAGGAGAAAGUCUCACCAUCACAUUACGAAAUAUCACAACAACUUCCUUCAAAGGUUACAUGACAAUGGCCUUCGAUGCCUCCAAACCGGACGAAGCUGGACCAGUCGGAACGUUUGAUAUGCCAACUGACGGCCAGAUAUUGAGCUGCCCCGAUGGUGUAAAUAAUACUAUUUCUCACCAAGACAACAACAGUAUCAAGAAGUUCGUGCAGGCCAUCUGGACGGCACCGGUUGACUUUGUCGGCUCUGUCGUCUUCAAGACGACAUUUGUGCGAGGAGAAGCUAUUUACUGGGUGAAGGAACCAUCAACGGAAAAUGUCGCAGUAACAACUUUUUAGUUUAGUUGUUAACACUUUGACUGAGUUUUGACAAUUUUGUAGUUGGCAUAAUGCACAUGCAUUAGUGUAAUCAAACUUAACGAAAGCUUACUAGGGAAUACAUUACAAAGUGCUAUUCGAAA
Messenger RNA from Daphnia pulex (common water flea), 723 nucleotides. RefSeq names its product putative ferric-chelate reductase 1. The transcript has 5 exons. The record is from RefSeq and is a predicted model, not a curated record. Bases 74 to 601 code for a protein of 175 amino acids. Gene Ontology annotation, molecular function: oxidoreductase activity, acting on metal ions. NCBI's taxonomy places the organism in Eukaryota, Metazoa, Arthropoda, Branchiopoda, Diplostraca, Daphniidae.